AUGAUAGGCCAGCAGCUGUCAGAGGGCAUGGCGGAAACCUUCGGCGACAGGACAGCUGAGGAGCUGGAGCCAGGCCUGCUGGGGAGCAGUAUGCAGGAAGCUGGCUUUCAGGCCACGAAUGCUUUCACAGAGUGCAAAUUCACCUGCACCAGCGGGCAGUGCUUGUAUCUGGGUUCCCUGGUCUGUAACCAGCAGAACGACUGUGGGGACAACAGUGACGAAGAAAACUGUCUCCUGGUGACAGAGCACCCACCUCCCGGCAUCUUCAGCUCGGAGCUGGAGUUCGCCCAGGUGGUCGUGGUGGUGGUGGUGGUCACAGUGAUGGUCGUGGUUGUCUUCUGCCUGCUGAACCACUACAGAGCAUCCACCCGGUCUUUCAUCCACCGCCCGGGGCAGGACCAGAGGCAGGAGGACAGGCCGCAGCUGGAACGGCGCCUGUGGCCUUCAGACGGCUCUGAACCUCGGCCCACCUCAGAGACCAUGUAUGCCCCGCGGUCCAGGGAUGGGGUGACUGCCCCGCCUUUUCUCCAGAGGGAUCGGUUCAGCCGCUUCCAGCCCACCUACCCCUACGUGCAGCACGAGAUUGACCUUCCCCCCACCAUCUCCCUGUCGGACGGGGAGGAGCCACCUCCUUACCAGGGGCCCUGCACCCUGCAGCUCCGGGACCCUGAACAGCAGAUGGAACUCAACCGAGAGUCGGUGCGGGCACCGCCCAACCGAACUGUAUUUGACAGCGACUUGAUAGGCGUGUCUGUGUACAGUGGGGGCCCGUGCCCACCCAGCAGCAAUUCAGGCAUCAGUGCCAGCACCUGCAGUAGUACCGGGAGGAUGGCCGGGCCGCCCCCGGCCUACAGUGAGGCGAUGGGCCACUACCCGGGCGCCACUCCCUCCCAUCCCCAGCACAGCAGUGCGCACAGAGGCAGCAGACUGCUGCUCCAGCGGGAAGGCCUCGGAGCACGGAGCUGCCCAUCCAGGGCACGGACAGGAAGCCCAGGGAGUGCGUCUGA
Messenger RNA from Rangifer tarandus platyrhynchus (Svalbard reindeer), 1007 nucleotides. NCBI's taxonomy places the organism in Eukaryota, Metazoa, Chordata, Mammalia, Artiodactyla, Cervidae. The record is from the annotation of a GenBank genome assembly.